GAGGCGCAGGACGCGCGGGCGGGUGGCGGAGAAGCCCCGAGGGGCCGCGGAGGAGGAGGACGACGACGAGGAGGAGGACGAAGAGGUGGUCGUCGAGGUGGUGGACGGCGAUGAGGACGACGAGGACGCGGAGGAGCGCUUCGUUCCCCUCGGACCCGGCCGUGCGCUCCCCCGGGGCCCGGCCCGGGGCGCGGUGAAGGUAGGAAGUUUUAAGAGAGAAAUGACCUUCACAUUUCAAUCAGAGGACUUAAAACGUGACUCCAGCAAGAAGAUAUCUCAUCACUUGUUCCCAUUGGCCAUGGAGGAAGACAUGAAAACAGUGGAUACCAAAAAAGCCAACCGGAUCCUAGACCAGGAAAAAGAAAACACUCGAUCCGUUUGCCUUCUCGAGCAGAAGCGGAAAGUGGUUUCCUCCAAUAUCGAUGUUCCUCCAGCAAGAAAAUCUUUGGAGGAACUGGACAUGGAUAAGGUGACUGCAGCAAUGGUUCUCACCAGCUUGUCGACCAGCCCUUUGGUUCGCAGCCCUCCCGUUCGGCCUAAUGAGUGCCUCAGCGGGUCCUGGAAGGAAGGUGCUCCGUCCAGCAGCAGCAGCAGUGGCUACUGGAGCUGGAGUGCCCCCAGCGACCAGUCCAACCCGUCCACGCCCUCCCCACCACUGUCGGCUGACAGCUUCAAGCCCUUCCGGAGCCCAGCUCCACCUGAUGAUGGCAUCGACGAGGCGGAGGCCAGCAACCUGCUCUUCGAUGAACCCAUUCCCAGGAAGAGAAAGAACUCCAUGAAGGUGAUGUUCAAAUGCCUCUGGAAGAACUGUGGCAAGGUGCUGAACACGGCAGCAGGCAUCCAGAAGCACAUCCGGGCCGUCCACCUCGGGCGAGUUGGGGAAUCUGACUACAGUGAUGGCGAGGAGGACUUCUACUACACAGAGAUCAAGCUCAACACGGACGCAGUUGCUGACGGCCUGAGCAGCAUGGCCCCAGUUUCGCCCUCCCAGUCCCUGGCUUCACCUCCUGCGUUUCCGGUCCAAGACUCCAGCCGAACAGAAAUCCCUUGUGCCAAAACAGAUGCUAAGCUGGUGACGCCGCUGAGCCGCUCAGCCCCCACCACCCUCUACCUCGUGCAUACUGACCACGCUUACCAGGCCACACCGCCGGUGACUAUUCCAGGAUCGGCUAAGUUCGCCCCCAAUGGCAGCAGCUUCAGCAUUUCCUGGCAGUCUCCUCCAGUCACUUUCACGGGCGUUCCGGUGUCUCCAACACAUCACCAUCCAGUGGGCUCAGGAGAGCAGAGACAGCAUGCCCACGCGGCCCUGUCCUCCCCGCCCAGAGGGACAGUCAGCCUGAGGAAGCCCAGAGGAGAAGGCAAAAAGUGCCGCAAGGUUUAUGGGAUGGAGAACAGGGACAUGUGGUGCACCGCCUGCCGCUGGAAGAAAGCCUGCCAGCGAUUCAUCGACUGAGCCAGGAAGCAGGCUCGCCCCAGCCAUUCCUGCCUCGCCUUCCAGAGGAAGCCACUCUCAGCCCAGGGAAAGCCCUUCCUGGAAUCCCAGGAAUAUGAUUCCUUGGUGGAAUUAAAGCAAAAAAAAAAAAAAAAAAGAAGAAGAAGCAAAAAAAUUAGGACCUGCACUGCUCUGAGAACCAGGCUAGAGCAGCAAGAAGGACUUUUUCCAUUCAAAGAAAAGCCAGCUUUGUUUGCUGUCCAUCUGGUCUUAAAGCUGAUCUUCUGGAGCAGCUUAGCCAACCAGGCCCAUCUCACCUAGAGAGAAGCAGAUUUUUGAUAAGCUUUCUGAACUGUGGCAUUUUCAAGUUUUUGACACUUAAUAUGCCCACCAGCUACACAACACACCCAUAAGCUAUGAAGUAGCAUUUGUAUAAAGGAUAGUACCUGCCUUGUGAGUAGGCAUUUCCCCGUUUUCCAGCCAACUCCCUGGAGCAGCCCAGAUCAUGAUGUAUUUCAAGAAAGAGCUAUACUCUGGGUGUCUCUUCUCUGUCUGUUUUCAAGAAGGACCCCACGUGGAACCCUGUAAAGAUGUUCACUUGGAGGCUCUGGAUAUCAUAAGGCCAGCAGUGAUGGGCAGUGGGGUCCGGACCCCAAGCCGCACUGCAGAAAGCACGUGGGAGUCGUCCUCGGGAUCCCAAGCGGUGUCACAGCCACGCCUCUGCCCAGCACAGAAGCGAGCUGGCACCAGGAACAGUCGGGUAAGCCUCGAUGCUUCUUUGAGGGAUAUCACACAAACUGCAACCUGGAUAGUGUGCCCGGCUCUGUAGGCAGGACUGGGUUAUCAUCCUGCUCUCCAGCUCCACCAGGUAGAGGACGCAAGACCCGCCCGCACGUUCGCUUGGAGCAGACCACAGCUAAGAUGCCCCUGAGUGUGAGAAAAACCCAGUAAGGCAACAAGCCAACUUCUAUUCUGUGUGCACUUUUAUAGAACGCGUGCUUUAUGUGUUCUAGGGGACAAGCCGGUGGGCACGGUGACAUGUGGAUAAUGGAAAGCUAAACUUUUUUUUUCUUAUAGAAAUAUUGGAACUAUGAAUUAAGAAUCUGCUCAGACACUAACUUACAGAAUGCCCAAAGGAAAACACACCUUGGUAUAGGACUCUCCAUUCAGUAGGGCCAGGGCUCACACUGGGUCCCAGCUGUUGGAUGUCUACACUGGUGGGCUUGGCUGUUUGGGGGGCGGAGCUUGGAGAGCAGCCAAAGCCCUGUCCGUAUGCUCAUUCUCCGCCUGCCCGGCUUCGGAGCUGAGUGUCCUGUACCUAUGCAGAGUAAGCACCUUAUAGGAGGCACGGGGUGGGGAUGGAGAACAGGUGUCAGCCAUACGAAUGUUAAGGGAAAUUGCACAGAGGGGAGCUUAAUAUAUAUGUUUAAAGACUGUACAUAGUACUUUUUUUACGGAGUAGAAAGAAGUCAUGUAGUAAUCAGAGUCACCCCUCUUUUUACGUAAGGGGUAUAUAUGGAGGUUCUGCAGCGGAACACCCUUAAUUGGUGCGUUCAUGUAUUUUGGCAAUCUUAUUUUUUAAAUUCAUGUGGCUUUUUAAAAGAUUAUUUCUUGAAAGAUACCUUGAUCUUUUCCUUCAGAUAUUUAAAAGAAAAACAAAACACUUAUUUCAAAAGAAAAGAGAAAGCUUUAUCUGAUCCCCCAUAGGUUGAUGAUCACCAUCAGCCACACCAGCUGUUCUAGAUGUUUUGACCUGCAACCAGGAAGCCGAAUUUUGUUUUUGAAAUGCUGAGAUUGAGUUCUUUGCCCUGGGCAUGUCCUGUAUCCUAUCUCUUGUAGCCUCACUGCUGGAACCGAUGCUCUGGCUAGUCCAAGAGGCCCUGAGCAUCGUGUAGGUUGUCAUGGUCAGCUGUUAGAUCAAGUCCACCUCCCUCAUGCUUACAUAAUAGAUGGACCCUAGGCUAGAGAUUUCCUCUUCAGCAAAGCUCCAGAAUUGUUCUUUAAAUCACAGAUGAAGACUUUAAUCAAAAUAUUAAAGUGAUGCAAAGUUAAAUCCAUCUUCUAGAGAGAACUUGAGGAUAGAGGGAGGCUCUCUGCACGAGAGCAAUCCUUAAGCAAGGCGCUGUGGCUGUCUCCCCAGGAGACCAGCCCAAGCAAGGCUCGGUCAUUCCACGGCUGCUCAGAACACAUUGUCAGCCAAGUCAAGAAACCAAAUACCGGACCUGGACACCUCGUUCUCCCUAAAGCCUUCGUCAUAGCAGCUUUUCUGCAUCUUCAGCCCUGCCUGGGGCUGUGGUCUACAGGCCAGCUUCUUCUAGGCACUUCUUCUCUUCUGGCUUCCAGGUGCACACACAUCCUGAGUACAGUUCUGGACAGCAUGCCCGUUCCCUGUGUGGAAGGCUGUGACCCCAGGGGACCAGAAAGCUCUGAAUUGCAACAUACAGUUGCCGAUUAUAUGAAUUACCUUUUUUUAUGCGUUACAUUUUUUUAAAUAGUUAUUUUGUUAUUUGGAGAACCAAACAAAGUGCCAAAUGAAGCCUGACUUUUCAUUUGAUGCCAACUCCAUGAAACGAAGCUUCUGGUGCCCACAUUUCUUGGAGAAACAGGGAACGGUGCAAACCAUCUCAGGCAGGCAGACUGCUGGGCUGAAGCUCUGAGCACCCUCAGGGCUGAUAGCCCUAUCUGCAACAGGAUUGACGGUGCAGUGAACUCGUGUCCAAUGGAAAUAUCUGAGUUUUUUGUUUGUUUUUUUUCCUUGUGUUGAUGCCCCUUCCUCCAAAAACAGAUUUCUUGUUUCUCCCAGAGAAGGCAUGCAUUUCACAGUGACUGACAGGACAUUCUCCAGAAAGAAAUGUGUGCAACGGGCAGUAGUUUCCAGCCUUAGCCUUCCCAGAGUAUGGACACUUAAGCUUGUGAAAGCCAGAGAGACAACAUGGAGAAAACCCCCAGGUAGCAAGCAUAUCAAGGAGGCAUUGCAAAAGACCUGCACACUCCUGCCUCCCGCUCAUGGGCUGCUCAGCCAGGGACGCUCAGUGUCCGCUGCAGAUGUCUGAAACGAGAUGGAAGCUGCUUUGUCCAGGGGCCAUCCAACAGGCUCGCCCUUCUGCCACCUGUUCUGUGCUGUUUCUCUGUGGAUUGGUAAAAGCCAGCGCCGGAAACAAAGCAAUGGGUUUCCAAACUGGAGUGGGCUUGUAGUACCUGAUGACAGCUCCAUUUCCAAGAAGUUCCCUUAUAAGGUAGUUCCCUGCCACCUGUGACAGAGCUGCGAAUGGACAUUAUCAACAGAGAACAGCACUGGUGGUAAACCCUGAGCUUUCCAAAAAAAAAAAAAAAUUCUCUUCAGAGAUGGUCACAUGUAUGUUGCAAAAAAAAAAAGAAACCAAAUUGUUUCCCAUCGCAAUUCAAGAAGACGCGAGUGGAAGUCUGCCAUCUCUGCUAGCCUAGCGUGUCACAUUUUCGCCAGAAGCCCUGGACUUCAAGUGAGCGGCCCUGGAAGAGUCCACUUCAUCUCUCACUGCAACUGCACUGCAAGACAAAGGUGGCGUUCACUGGAAGGUUCCGAGAAAAGAGGCGAGAGCGACACAUACGAGGGUAUACAUUGAACACAGUAGCAGAAUUCUGUAAAUACUACUCAUUAUUUCCUCAGGGAAACGGGGAGGAUGUGCAAAGACAGAUCUGGAGAACCCCCGAGACUGAGAAGAUUUUUAUUGUCUCGUCUUGUCAAAUCAAGUUGUUUUUUUUUUUGUUUGUUUUGUUUUGUUUUGUUUUUUGUUUUUUUUUUUUUUUCAUGUAAACUCAGUAUCAUUUCAAGACAAAUCCAUGUCAGCUGCACAGGCAACUUUUGUGAGGCAUGGCAGAUGCACCCAUGCCUAACUGUCCUUUUAUAGCCAGCCUAAAGCUGACUGAUGUUUGAGCCACACGUGCAGAGCCUCCUGGGUAUUUCUAGACAUGGUGAGGCUUUCUCUGAAUGUAAUUGUGAACAAAAAGCCUUGCUGUUCCUUGUGGUAAUCUCCCGGUUUGGGCAACUGUUUAUUAGCUAUCCACAGCAUUCUCUAAGUGAGAGAAAGCUGUACACGACAUAUAGUUUGCUUUGGUAGCGGGUUAAGAAGCACCCUGCCAUGGACUCUUAUGGACAAGGUGCUGCUUUUUCUCACAUCCUGUAGGAUUGCCACCACCCACGUCAGCUGUAGCAUUGAGCUCUGUGACCACGUACAAAUGGGUGGAGCCAGGGGACCCAUCAAUACGACAGAUAUGAUUGGGGGGUGUGGGUCAUUUCGGAGGGCGUGUUAGGCACAGUGAGUCAACCGGAAACUUUAUUUCUGUCAGAGAGAACCUACCAGCAGCUCACAGGCUCCCCUGAUCCUCCUCCCGGUAGAGAGUCCUCCAUGUUGCAACCAUUUCAUCCUGUCUUUUCUGCAUUGUAAGUAGCCAAGUGGGAAGUUAGUAAAUGAGGUUAGCACUUUUAGGUACCAGUUGUCCUGAGUAACUGCACGUCAACAGAGCAAGGAAGUAUGAAACGUACUCAAGACUGACUUGCUUUUGGUGACUGACUUUGAAAAGGCCCAUUUUCAAUGAUAUAAUGCUUUAAAGAGUGUACCUGUCACAGGACCAGGAAGGCAACGUGGGAAUUUUACCUCCUGUCCUGUUCUGUAAAUAGUUCCCUUUUUCCGAAGACAAUCUCAUGUUUUAUAACUUUCGUUGUGUGGGUCUGAGAAUCACAAUGGUAAUGUGUUAUGGUAAAUGUAAUCUUAAAUACAAUAAUAAUUACAACUUAAAUUUCCAAAUGAAAGAAAUAAUACCACUUAGGCUCCUGCAAGAGACAUGACACUUUUAUAAUAAACAUUAGUACUUAACUUCUCAAGUUUAGCAGAACUGGAAAUAUUUUACAAGAUACCGUGUUUUAUAAUCACAGAGAACAUGAACACUUUGUGGGAAAUGACCUUGGUUUUAUACAUUGUAGCUUAUUUUUUAAAACGCAGUAUUUUAACCGGCAGGAAGUGUAGAUAUGGUACACAGAUCCUGUUCACCAAUCCAAGGGCUAUGCCUCUUUUAAGCAAGUGUUUUGAUGUGUAUCUUUUCAACUAACCCUCCAAGCAAGGGUAGAAAUGCAGAACAGAUAGAAAGGUUAUUUGCAAGAGAAUCCAUGCAGCAGCAAUUACUCCCUUAUCAUAACCAGUGUGUUUUCAGAGCAUGGGGGGCGGGGGAGAGUCACGUGAAGAUUCACUUCCUAUAUUGUAAAUGAAAAGAUGCUAGCACACAGGCUUCCGGGCCAUGGAAGAAAUAUCGCUUUAGUGUGAAACGAAUUCCCUUACGAGUUUUCGCCUGUCAGAACUACAUCUCUACGUCUUUUGGUGGAAAUGUCUAAAAUCGGAGUAUGUACACCCAAGAACUCUUAAGCAGUCAACACCAGCUGAAGAAUUUCGACAUCAGAACAACUGCUUUGUUUUACUUUUGUUUGUUUUUCACUCUGAAAACCUCACAGGCACCCAAGGUAGUGAGCAAAAAGUGACAGUAUUCCCAGGGGACAUAGGAAACAAGGAAGGGAGCUACACAAAUAGCAGUGAGCUUUGCCAAGACUAUUUUAAGCUGUUCACAUCCUCAAGCCCACUCACUGUUAAAGAAAGCAUCUUUUCUCCCCAAGAGUUUGUUGACUCGGAAAGCUAGCCCAGAGUAGCCAGAGUCUGCAGAGCCUAUGAAAACAGAAGCCGAGGUGGGCAGAUGGGUACCUGCUGGAUAAUUGGCACAGCGCUCAGAAGGCCCGCUCGGGUUUGGCAGCAGCUAGCCUUUCAUGCUGCCCCUUGGGGUGGCACAUCUGAGAGUGUCUGAGUACCCAGCAGGUGUUCAGUGCUACACGGCUUUGAACUGUGUGCAUCUUACUGUGAACGGAAGCCUCGUUACAGGGGCUGCACCAGUGCGCGUCAGGACAAAUGGUUUGUGGACUAGGCAGCUGACAUCUACUGAAAAGGAAGACCCACACUCAGCUUUUGACAAUCAGAACCCACAGGCAUCACGCCAGGUUGCUGGGUCCAAAUUGGAGGCAUGGCAUCACCUGACAAUUAAAUGUUGACCACCAACAUACAUUCUUGGCUAAUACUCCAGACCAAAGAAAAGCUUUGUGGGGCAGGGGCAUCCUGUGGCCAUUGGUUUCAGCUGUGGAAGUCAAUGCCACAUCCCUUGGCUAACAGGCCCAGUCCUCCAUGAGCACCAGAGACACGUGGUGGCACAAUCUGAGCAGUAGACAUUUCGAAAGAGGAAAGAAGCUAUUUCUCCCUAGAGAUUAGUCUCAUGGAAGAAAAAAUAGAAAUGUCGUAUCUUUAGAUUAGCUUUGGCCCUGAUCAGAACGUACUGAGUUUUAGCCAGCUCAGGCAAGAGCUGCCUCCUGGCAUACCCAGGCACACUCCACAGUACUGAAUAGCUCUAACCCUGAUUCUUACUGUGUCUGCUACCGUGACCACUGUGAUGAAGGGCUGGCAAAUAAAAAUAAAAAUAAAAAAACAGUCUUGUGCCUUUCUGGAGGCAGCCAGGUGUCCUGAAGCUUUAAGGUGGCACAUGGUUCCUCCUGUGCCAAUGCCCUCUGCCCUCACUCCAUGCUCCCCAGGCCAUCCCUCUCCUUGUUUCAUUUUACAAUUUCACCUCUGAUCUGACAAGGUCCUUGCUUCAGAACUAAUAGGUGCUUGGGUGUUUUCAGGUGUCUGUUCACCUUAAAGGAGGUUUUUCCACUUAGAAAACCAUAGUAUCUUUGUCUGAGGGCGAAAUAAAAAUGAGAAUAACUAUGUCGUGUAAGAAGGGGCGAUCAGGUUAGACUGUUUCAUUGUUCUGAGCAACUACAUUCUUUUAAUUCUUCUUGUCAUAUUGAAGUCCUGUUACAGGAUAAUUCUGUAUGAUAAAGUGUGUCUCAUUCAGACGUUAUUCUUUUUGGUCUUUAUAAGAACCUAGUGUAGAAAACAAGUACAAGCCAAGACAUCCAAGCCAAGACAAGGGUAGUCUUGAGCCCAUGAUUCAGCACUGUCAUUUUGCCCGCAGAGACAGAGGAAAAGGCUGUCUUGGCUUUCUUCCACUGUGACUCAAAAGCCAUGGAUUCCCAAGGCCCCCAAGUUCUCAGUCCAGAAAUAAAGAGCACACAUUCAUUCGUGUUACUAAGGGGAAAUUUAAUCAUCCCCAAAUGUGUCCCCAUGUUUACUUUGCUUGGUCCCCAUGUUCUGUCUAGCAAAAUGGUAAAGAUAGGAAUUUAUUAGCUAAAGCAAUAUGCUAAAUAAAAAGUUUGACUUCUUGGGUGAAGAAAUGUUUUACUGCUGUCCUUUAGCUUUUCAGGCUAAAUUUUAAAUUGAUGCCGGAAAAUAUAAAAACCAGCUCAAAAUUACAGUUUGCAGAACCAAAUGAAAAAGACCUAUAAACAUGCUGGAAGUGCCUAGAAGACCAGUUAUGUCAUGUUUAGAUUUGAAUGCAAUUUAAAUAAUGCUGGCAAAGUUUGAGAUUGCUUCCACUGGAAAUGAUUAAGAGGCUGUCCAGUAGGUGAAUGAACUUCAUCUCAGGUUGCCAAGGUGAGCAUCUUGAGUUCAGAGUAAAGUGCUUACAAAGAAUCUUGUCAUGGGACUAGAAGGAAAUAAAUAAAACAAAAAGCCAACCAAGGAAAUAAAUAAUACAAAAAGCCAACCCUAUAUUGGCCUGUCACCUAGUUCAUUAUCAGGGUUAUUUAAGGCUGGGAGUCCGGAUGGUUUUCCCUUUUCUACUGUGAUGGAAAGGCAGCCCGUUGUGUAGUUUUACGCCUGUCCUUGACAUAGAAAUAACCUAGUGUUAGUGAACAAGAGCAAAGCAAACAGCUAGAUUUUGAAAUAAGGUUCAGGUGAGAAUCAAAUAGCCAUUCUGUUUUGAAUGUUCUAUCGCAGUGGGCAUUAGCCAUAGAAUUGUAACACUCCAAAGAUUAUUAUGCUACAAGACCAUUACAGAUCAAUCCUUGAAGCUGAUUAGCUAUUUUGCUGUUUUACUAGGACCAGCUUCUCCCCAAAAUGUUAUUUAAGAAAAUUAGCCACAGUAUAACCUGGCUGUCCCUGAGAAAGGCAAGAGAGCUCUCUAGCAUUAAAGAAGGAAACCUUUGUGGAAACAAGGUGCCUCCUCCAUUUACUUCUCCUGUAUUGUCUCAGUCCCUGACUGAAGAGGGAAACCAACACUCGAGAGAAGACAUAAAACUUAAGUGAGAGUCUGAGGGACCAGUCCCCACUUAGUUGCCAUUUCCACCAUCUUGGCAGCAGCAUGCAGGUUGGCUGGUGGACAUUUCCUUCCUCUCUUCAUCUCUCAGCCCAGAGGCCAGACUCAUUUCCAGAUCCAGGGAUGGGCCAUUCUUGUUCCUUGAUUGCUUAAUGGAUGCUUUCUCUGCCUUCGUUGCUCCAAGGCAUGGUUGCUCGCCCUUAUCUUGCUCAUUUUGCUCGGUGAGUGGCUACCCUUCCUUCAUGGGAUGAACAGAUGUAGUGUCCUGGAGGUAUCCACCCUGCCACACUCAAUGCCAGGACGCAGCGGCUAAGCUGUGUCUUAGAUCGCUCCUUCUGUUCACCUACCCAGAGCUGAGGGUCAGCGGGGCAGUGGGAUCUGUUAGAAUGGACUUAAUACUAGAUCCUACCGGCUCUGGCUUCCACCUGAGGAUUACAGUGAGAACGGGGCUGGCCUUCACUGUGUGAUGAAGGAGUACAAUUGUUCCUAUUUUGUAGCUCUGGAAAUUAAAAAUGACUCACUUUGUUAAACAUUCUUUCCUAACCCAAGGAUAACCCCACCUUUUAUUUCUGGCACAGGCAACAAGACAGAGGGAAAAGGAGGCACACUGAAGGCUUGUGGCUACCCUUGGGUUUGAGUUACCCCUCAGGAAUCCAUCCCCGGAUGGGGAAGGAUGGCUGAGCUAACAGAUUAUAAUCAGAAGGAUUACUCUUUUAGGCCCUUUCUCUAUAUCCUUAUUGGAAGUCAUUGGCUGUGACAUGGCAUGAUCUCAACUCCUAUAUGUCAUCACAGCUUCAACUUCCAGUGUCCCAACUGGGGAAACUGAUCACUGGGAGAGAGCUUCAAAUGAAAUCUGAACGAAAUCUUUCAUUCAGAAAGCACAUGGUACCUCCCCAAGCAUACUACUUCCAAGACCUCCAUAACUAAAAAUACCCUGGGUGUACAAACAAGACAGGCCUGUGGAUUAUAUAUAGCAUAAACAUACCCUUACUCCAUAUUUUCCUGCAGUACACCCUGAAAUUCCUAUUUUUGUAAUUAAUGGUUAGACUGUGGUCAAUCACUUAAACGCUCUAUGAAUUAACUAGUAUAGUUUCCAAAAUAUUUCAUAUCAUAGUCCUAUAUGCAUGGAAGAACUCAGGGCAAGAAAAGAAACGCUAGCUCCCAAAGGGUUCAAGACUAUCAGCAAAAGUGAAUGAAGGUUCUGGGAGAGGGACUAUUCGCUGCCCCUAGUGGUGGUAAUUGCUGUUAAAGGUAAGCCAUCUUUUGAACUCUUUUCUUCACCAAAUCUAAAACAUUAAAAAAAAAAAAAAAGUUACCGAAUAUUUAAAGUGGGGUGGUGGGUAAUUAGUGGAAGUGGUGUCUGUAGGAAGCUUUGCUCAUAAACCGAAGGCCAGGAAGCGGUCCUCUGGGGGACACUGGUGUUAGGAUGACAACGGCGAGCAUGGGCAGGCACUGGUUGAGACUUAGCAGCAAUGCUGUUUAGUGUAUAGAGGUCUUUUGAGGUCCAAUCUUGCCAUCAUUUCAGGGCUUAGUACUUCCUUACAAAGUCUUUAAUAAUGAAUGAAUGUAUAAAAUUAUAAACUAUGCAUUUUCAAAGAGAAACAUGUAUUUUAUAUCAAAUCAAAGUACUUUUUUCAUAGAGACUUAUCACAACUACAGAUUAUUCAAAAUAAAUGAGAAUACAAAUCCUCAUAAGGGUGUGGGAUGCCUUUGUUUUUCUCUCUGAUGGUUUCAAGACAAUGCAUUUAGACUAAAACUUUGGGCUCAAAAAAUAAAACAAAAAACAAAAAAAGGCUAGCCAGUACAGUGGAUGAGGAGGAUAGACCUUCUCCUGAGAGGAGAUCACACACAAAGUCUGCCCAGCUCUUAGAGGUGGAUGCUUUAGUAACACUGCAUUAACAGGGAAAUAAGGACGAGGGAUAUGGCUCAAAGGUGGAGCCCUUGUCUUGGCAUGGGUGAGUUCCCCGCACCGUAAAGUAAGCAGGCAAACAAAAUGGUAGGAAGUUCAUAUUGCAUCAGCUCAAGAUGACCCAGGUUUGUUUGUUGUUAAUUUUCAAUCCAGCCAGAGGCAAGGAGUACACUUUAAAGAGUUUAGGGUAUAGUUUUCAAUCGACAAAAUAAAGAUAUUAUCUGACAAGGCAAGCAGUUGGGGUUUUUUUGUUUUUUUGUUUUUUUUUUUUUUUUUCAAAAUUACAUGGAGAUGAUCACUUACUUAUAUUUUUAAAUAUCUCUGUAGAAUAUACCCACAUUUCUUCAGCCCUGUGCUGAUGGGCAUUUUCACGAGACCUUUCCAACUGAUAAUUGGUCUUUUCCUCCUUGGGCCAUACACACUCCCUGACUCCUGCAUCCUUCCCUCCACCUGACGAUGAGGGAAGAAAGCAUUUCUCUGCUGUUCCGGUUCUCUGUUGCGUCUGUGAGGAGGUUUGUAAACUGUUUGUAGAAUACGGGGAAAACACACUUCUAAGCCUGAUAUUUAAGGUCAUACAAGAUAAGUUUGCUACCUAACUAGAAGUUAGUCGGGGAGGGGCAAUGUGUCUUUUUAUAUGAUUUUUAGCCAAAUCCAGAUGUUCUGAUACUACAUUUCUGAAUACUUUUCUGACUGUAAAUACCGCCUGCAGAGGUUCAGGUUGACAAACCUUUUCUGAGACUGUUCCUCAGUCAUGCUCCUUGCCAGCUUUUGGCACAUUGUACAUAGAUAUGUCGAAUGUUUCAAUAAUGUUGUUUUUCUAAAUGCUGUUCUCUAACACAUUUUUUUUUCUUUUGCCUUUGUUGUUCUGGACUUUGUGUGUCAGUUUUACAAAACAUUUCCUAAGAUUUAACACCAGGAAAAAUAUAUAUAUAUUUUAAAAUAAACUGGUGCUAAUUGGAAAAGAAGAAAAUUUCAGCUUCAAGAUUUACAAAAGAAAAUGUUCACACCAGUUAAACUGCACUUUCCCAAGGGGAUGGCUGCUGUCCACUUACAAUGGGCAUCAAGAGGACCAGCAGAAGUUUACAAUAUUGAUGGCCCGUUUGUGGGUAGAGCAAAGAGUCCCUGUCCCCCAGGGGGAGGAUUUGCUGGGCAGUCCUCAAAGCAUGCGGUAGAAGGAGAGGUGUAGAGUAAGUGCGCUUUAGAAAUAGUCUUCUGGUCUUUGGACUUUCAUGUUCUGUGAUGCUUAGCUGUUACGACGAAUAUGGUGUUGCCAACCUAGUCUGACGUCAUUGUCAACCUGUACUGACUCUGUGUAUGGUUCUACCCUUGGUUUGCACUGGCACGAACCAAGCCAGAACAGCGGUCUUUCAGAAAGACUGUUCUGAUUUCUAUGGUGUCAACACACAUGAACUUAGAUGCACUUGUAACUGGUUAAUUGCCAUGAAGUAAGUCUAACUUCCACUUAAUAAAAGUUUUUGUGUAU
Messenger RNA from Psammomys obesus (fat sand rat), 13029 nucleotides. RefSeq names its product zinc finger protein 704 (gene Znf704). Gene Ontology annotation, biological process: regulation of transcription by RNA polymerase II. Gene Ontology annotation, molecular function: DNA-binding transcription factor activity; RNA polymerase II cis-regulatory region sequence-specific DNA binding. The transcript has 9 exons. NCBI's taxonomy places the organism in Eukaryota, Metazoa, Chordata, Mammalia, Rodentia, Muridae. The coding region runs from base 221 to 1453 and encodes 410 amino acids. Gene Ontology annotation, cellular component: nucleus. The record is from RefSeq and is a predicted model, not a curated record.